This is a messenger RNA of Puccinia triticina, 429 nucleotides long. RefSeq lists its product as uncharacterized. Bases 1 to 429 code for a protein of 142 amino acids. NCBI's taxonomy places the organism in Eukaryota, Fungi, Basidiomycota, Pucciniomycetes, Pucciniales, Pucciniaceae. The transcript is spliced from 3 exons. The record is from RefSeq and is a predicted model, not a curated record.
AUGGUCGGAGCCCAAGACCUUGCUCAACGGAGGCCGACACCAGCCGCAGUGCAGGAACGGAUCUGGGCAGGCAGUCGAGUAGACCAGCCAGCCAUUGAGCGUGUUCAAUUUCUCAAUCAUCACGCCAGUUCCUACGUAGUCUCAUUGAUGCCCCUCGAGCGAUAUUACCGCUCCACAAAUAUUACCAGCAUCGUCGAAGGCACGUUCAGCAGGAGUUUUCUCUGCCUCGACCAUGACAUAGCCAAGGCCCGAGAGCGCCAGCGUGACAAGUACCGGAAGGCUGAGCGGCAGGCGGACAUCAAGAGGCGCGCGGAAGAGAUGUGUCGCUAUGAGGCUAAUCAAGAAUGGCAAGAGCUCAUCCGCCAGGCUCACCAGGCCACCAUGCUUGCCUUCAUCAGCUUGCUAGGAUUGGCGACGGCAAUUCAAUGA